UCAGCAGGGCACGUCGUUCGUCUUUAAUCUGGAUUGUAACGUGGCAGAAUUGAUUGACUAAAAAACUGAAAACUCGUAUACAGGGAGAGGAUUUGUUAAUGACUGGACAGUUUUUCAUCGUGGCAUUUAGGAACUAACUUUGAUAAUUGAAAUUUCGUUAUACGUAUCAGGACGAGUGAAAAUAUAGCAGACACAGCCUUUAAUCACCUCACAAAGCAUUGCUCUGUGCGACUAUCAACUUGAUAUUGCUAUAUUCAUACCUUCAAAGUGCACUUUAGAGACUCUCUGCAGUGAUCAUAGGUUAGGAUUUCAGUAGAGGGAUUUUCAUCGGAACAGUCUUUGUUUCUACGCACUAGAUGUCACAGAGAAAAAAACUGCCAUUUAAAACGUUGGUCAUUAAUUGAAAAUAAUAAAAAAAAAAGGCGACGAAAAACAGCAGCAUUUCAGUACAGACGCGGACAGCAAACUUGGUUGCUGAAUUUAGGCGGACGGAACUCGACUUGUUCUGGUCGUUAAUCAAAAUCUACUGUCCUGCAACACAACUACAAGAGGAACGAAACAAAUACGUACAACCUGUGAUAUAGUGCAGGUGAUUGAGGUGUAACUAAGUGCGGUGACUGGCAACGCCUAAGUAAAAUCCUUAGCUCGUAAGGAAAGAUCGCAGUGCAGUUUGAAAAAUUGGUAUAUCUUUACAUUUUUACGAAAAAAGAGAGCACUUGAAGAAAAUCAGAGAGCGGCAAUAACUAUUGCAAAUUCUUUGUGAAGAUAUUUGAUUGUAAAAGGCUGUGCUCAACUCUAUUAACGUCCAAUAAUGACGACAGUGGCCACAGUAUUAGCUCCCGGUCAUUUCUACCCUACCAGAAAAGGUGCUGACCAUUUGUCUCCAACCUACCAGUCCAGCGUCCUCCAUACACCACUGAAUACAAGACGUAUAACGGCGUGCGACAAAAAUUUUGAACGCCAUCGAUCAACAUCAGUAUGGGAGCCCAAUACCCCUAUGGGUAUGGGCCGAGAGUACGGCGGCAUGGGGCGCGUUAGUCUUCCAGAUGAACACAGGCCCAAGUGUGAACCUCCCCCACUCGUACAGAAGGGACAUCAGCACUUUGGCUCGGGGAUACACCCAUUUCCAAGAGGUCUUCCAAUUGAACAGUUUUAUGACCUGACUAAGAUUAAGAAGAGCAAUGUCAGGUUGAAUGAUCAGCUGGUGCCAAAUCCAGAGCACAUCAACAUUGCCCCACUCAUGGUAGACAAGCCAUUCCCUGCCGAGCAUCCAUAUACCUCCCACAUGUCACGCCAUGCUGUAUUUCCCAAAUUUGAUUCCCCAGAGGACAGAACCAGAGGCAUAUCAGCCAGAAACAGACAACCAAUACAUGCUGAGAUGCCUGCCACCCCUUAUGAUGUCAUAAUUGUGCAUAAAACUAAAGGCACUGGUGACCGGCAUGAGAUCCAGGCUCUGCCUCCAGAGGGGUUGAAGAGAGGGCUGACCUGGCAUGGAGAAAAUGACUUCUACCAGGAGCCUAAAGUCCAUGGACACAAACCGCCAUAUUAUCCAAUUCCUCCUAAAGUGGUGGUACCAAACUUAAAGCAGCGUUCCCCAGAGCAGACGCUCUCCCCCGCCACGGCUAAUGCACUGCGUAAUGUGGAGCGUGAGCAAUGGCAGACCACCUACCAGCAGAAUCACACUGGCCUAGGUCCUACCAACCCUAUGAACUUGGACAACAUGGGUGAGAAAAUAGAGGGAUACAAUAGCACUGGGUAUAUAGACGAUGAUCUGAAACCUCGUUCGAUCCGUACUUUCGAUCCUCCUCGUCCUUUUGAAGGUCGCCUAGCCAGAUCCUUUACUGCCAAACCUAAGCCACAGGCGCCUAUGGCUCCAAGCCAGUCUAACUAUAAAAGGAAACCAACAUUGACCGAGAGAGAAGAAGACCGGUUGCUCUACGGUAAAGAAUAUGUGAAUUUGCCUGAACGCAAAUACCAAGAUACAACAGGCAAACUCAAACAUGAGGAUGCACAGUGGAAACUGAUGAAUGACACUUUCCACCCAGACCCUCAGCUACAGACUUUGGAAGAUGCUCAAGGUAAACAAGAAGCAGUUGAACUACCAUAUCACCCAACAGGAGCUCCCCCCAAGGAAAAACCUGGUUCCUACUUAGACUCUCUGCGAAAGAAACAGCACGAUGAGCACCAACAGGUGGAGGCACAGAAUCGCUGGAAGCUUUUAGAAUCUAUGAAGCCAGAACACGACAUAACUCAGCUCAAUCACAAAUUGGAAAAGGCAGAUACUACAGACCACCCUCCAGUCUUCUACAAACAUGAGGGGAAAUUCAAUGCAGAGAGGGCAGGCCUGUACAAGACAAGCUACAAGCCAGAGAUCCUCGAGUACCAGAUGAAUAAAGAGGAGCUGAGUGGACCAGAGCUUCUUGAUACCAGGGAGUCCCACAAGGGGGCACUGCAUCUGACAACCCCCUUGAAUGGAGAAAUGGAUGUAAUUUUACAAAAAUCGCGGACCCAGGUGACAAAGGUUCCUAUGUUUAGUGAUCGCCCUGAUGCAAGAGAUGUCAUAGAACCCUAUCAAUACAACGUGGAGGUACAAAGACGCUACCUUCACCCAAAUCAGAAUACUGCCGAUGUCAAGGUACAGGAGAAUGGCAUCAUAAACAGAGAAAGUGAAACAGGCACACAGUACAACACCCACAAAUUUCUGGAGGAACACGAAAUCCCCCCUUUUGCACGUAAUGAACCAUUCCAAGUGAUGUCCAAGGAAAAUAAAAAACUGAGUAAUGUGAAACCAUACACUUAUCCAAAAUCUCCAGGUAAAAGUGUCCAGUUUUCUGAUAAUGUGAUGGUUGCUUCAGGAGCUGGUGCAGAGCCUUUGAAACUCAGCAGUGCACGUCUGUCACCAACUGGUGAAUUCACUAUGACAACAGAGGAGGAUCAGUAUCCGUGGCAACCAGCCAGGCCAACAUCAUCCAAUCCCACUCAGUAUUCCAGUGCCCAUGCUCAGUAUUCACCAAGUAAUGAUACAAACAAGACACAAAUGAAGCAGCCUGAUAGUACACCAGCAAUGUUUGACACUAGUUUCACAAGUAACCAACCCUUUUUUGAAGCAGCAUGGGAAUCAGAGACGGGGGCGAAACAUGGAAUGUCUAAAAAAUCUCGAGACCCAGUUCAAGUCCAAGACCAAUUUGCGUCAUUGUCAACAAAUGUAGCACCUGCUGGAAUUCAGAACACCUUUGCCUACAAAACUUCAUAUGAAAACCAAUUCCCUGUGUACAGUGACUUGAGUUAUAAGAAAGAUAAAAUGUUUGAUUGGAAAUAUAGUUCCAAGCUACCUAGGCAACAAACCAAACUUUUAAAGAUUCAGGACAGUUUUUCCAAAACAGAGGCCAUGAGGAAAUUUUAUAAUAAGUUCCAGGAAAACAAUCCUGAUCUUAGAGAAAAUAUAUAUCGUGGUAAGACCCAUGAAUUUGGAGGGAUGAAUGGCCAGCUCAUACAUGGUUAAUCAAAUCAUGUUUCUGUUCAUUUUAAGAUUUGUUUACAAUAUAUGACUGGACUUAACAAGUAUACCAGAUUGAAAAUAAUGUUCUUUUUAGGAAGAAUGAGAAAAAAGAAUCAGUAAACAUGUAACAGGGUAUACAUUAAGGCAUUUUUAGGUCUCAAAUUUGCUCAUUAAGUGGAGGAAAAUAUGCAGUGAUAGCCAAAAUCGAAACAAAAUGUUUGCUCAAUUCAAAAACCUGUGAUGUAUUAUAGUAUAGGUCUGUAGACAACAGCUGAAUGCUAUACACUUAAAACUCAGUAUUUGAUAUGCUCAAACUGGAUUAGACAGAUCUGAUGGGCAAAGGUAGUAAACAUCAAGGUUUUUAUUUAUAGACAGUACCUCAUGAUCAGUAAUCUGGUAGGAGCUUGCCAUUUAGGUUGAGAUGGGCAAAUAGAAUGAAGAAUAAAUGUAGAAUGAAUUAUGUGAGGUAAAUCUUGGUACUGUAUAGAAGAAGAUAGAUCUACUGUUUAAACAAACCAAGAAAAAAGCCAUGACAAAGAUAUUGCUCAACACAGCAUGCUCAUUGGUCAAUUGAAGGAAAAGGUUGUGAUAUUUGUAAGAGUACAGCUCAUUGAGCAAUAAGAUACAGUAAAGGGAGCUUGAAUAAGACCCAAAAAUUGCAGAUGUGAAUCUGUCUAGAAAUGCUAACAAGUUUGCUAUAUUUCUGACAUUUUAUGCGAGAAUACAAAAACUGUCAUUUUCUCAGCUUGGAGCAGUAGUCAUAAAAGCUCAGGACAAUCAAAAUUGCUGUCACUGAAUAAUGAGCAAUACUGCACAGUAAAGUGAGAUUGUGAAUUUGACAUUUUGAUCUGCAACAUCACCAGAAACUACACAGAUAUUCUUUAUAUAUAUAUAAAGCUGUUUACUGUCUUUGCAAUUAUUGAUGAAAAAUCAAAUGUGUUAAGUAGUGCAUUUUUGAAAGAAAUACAUCAAAAGCUCAUUUAAUGUGAUCCAGUAUUCACAAUAUAUAUAAACCUGUAACUUUGUACAUAGAAUAUUUUUUGGAAAAUGUUGUCUUGCCAUUGUUUAUAAUGGAUAACUUUUUUUUUCCUUUGUGAGCCACAUUUAUAUUUCACAUGAAAUGUUCACUUUAUGUCUUGUUAAAGCAGCUGCAGUGUGUCAUAACUGGAGAGAAAAUUGUGGUAUAAAUGAUACAACACACAACAGUAUAAGCCCAUUACACAAUAUUAAUUGCAGCUUAUGGAAGAAAUUUUGUCACCUUUUAAAUUUGUCAACAAAUUCACUUUCAAUUGCAUCAUUUACACUUUUGCCUUAUAAGAUUAUCUUUAUUAUCACAAGAAGUUAAAAUCAAUUAUCACCAGAGUACUUAAAAUGUGUAAUUUACGCCCAGUUGUUGUAUUAUAAUAUCUAUCAGCAUUUCAUACUCCACUUUUGACAUGCUGUUUUAUUGAUUGGGUUGUAAAAAAUAUAGUAGCCUAAAAAGCGAAAAUCAUUGCUAUCUCCUCAAUCUGUAGGAUGUUUACGCCAGUGGGAAAAUCGUUAAUUCUCUAAUGCAAUCAUUUCAUUUGCUUCAUCUGUGACAUAAACUUAUGAAAUAUUUAUCUUUUCAUUUAUCUUCUAAUCUGGAUGUGUACUCUAUCAAAUUUGCUUCACUUGGACAAAUUCAUUGCAGUGUAGUUAUGAUUCAAUUAUCUACUUUGUGAUGUUAUUUAUGACGGCCAUCUGUUGUUGUUUUGUUCCAUUUCUCUCCUUAUACCAAUAUUUCAUACUUAUUAUAUUGGAUGAGUGAAUAAAGAUUUUAAUUU
Lingula anatina is the source of this 5304-nucleotide messenger RNA. RefSeq lists its product as uncharacterized. Gene Ontology annotation, cellular component: centrosome. NCBI's taxonomy places the organism in Eukaryota, Metazoa, Brachiopoda, Lingulata, Lingulida, Lingulidae. The record is from RefSeq and is a predicted model, not a curated record.